Astyanax mexicanus (Mexican tetra) is the source of this 2162-nucleotide messenger RNA. RefSeq names its product sphingomyelin phosphodiesterase acid like 3B (gene smpdl3b). The coding region runs from base 401 to 1774 and encodes 457 amino acids. The record is from RefSeq and is a predicted model, not a curated record. Gene Ontology annotation, biological process: sphingomyelin catabolic process. Gene Ontology annotation, molecular function: sphingomyelin phosphodiesterase activity. The transcript is spliced from 8 exons. NCBI's taxonomy places the organism in Eukaryota, Metazoa, Chordata, Actinopteri, Characiformes, Acestrorhamphidae.
AUCUAGUGCUUCUACUGGUGUUCAGAUUAGGGUCGGAAACACUAUCCAAAAAUAACCUUCUGAAACACAUACCAGCUAAUUGCGUCCAACUUCCAGAGCUCGGCCAAAGUCCCCAUUGUACUUUUGUUUAGGCUGUUAAAUGAAUGGAAUUACUGUUAUUCCUGACCAGUGAUAAAUAGAUCAUAUAUCAAACUUUCCAGUUUAUAAACACUGAUCUAUAGUUCACUAGUUAAAAAUCAUCCUGAUACACAUGUUGGCAUGGGUGAGUUCUGAGGUUCCAGUUGGCCUAUCUUAUCUUUCAUUUUACUAUCAGCUGACAACUGCAUGCCUUUCCAGUUGGAUAACACUUAUUCCAUAUACCAAGACCGGCAGUUACAGCUACAGUUAAACGAGUCUCAACAUGGACUUCAUCUGGAAAGUAACCCUUCUCAGUGUUUUCACCGUCUCUGGGCAAGGCAAAGUGCUGACAGGGAGCUUUUGGCACAUCACAGACCUCCACUGGGACCCGACCUACAGUUUAAAUGGGAACUCAGCAUCAGUUUGUAACUCAAGUGGGAAUCGUCCUACUCCUGAUGCAGGGAAAUUUGGAGACUAUCUCUGUGAUUCACCGUGGGAUCUCAUUAAUUCAUCAAUGCAUGCCAUGAGGGAUAUCCUGCCUGAUCCAGACUUCAUCAUUUGGACAGGAGAUGAUACACCUCAUGUGCCUAAUGAGGACCUGGGAGAAGAAGCAGUGCUGAGAAUAAUAGGAAACCUAACCCAAAUCAUAAAAGAGCUGUUUCCUUCCACCAAAGUAUACUCAGCUCUGGGCAAUCAUGACUACCAUCCAAAGAGUCAGCUGCCACCUGAGCAAAACAGCAUCUAUGAACAAAUACAAAAACAGUGGGAAAGCUGGCUGGAUCCUGCAUCCAGAGAUACAUUUAAAAAAGGUGGAUAUUACACAGAGAAACUUCUGAAUCAGACUGGUCUCAGGGUUUUGGUUCUCAACACUAAUCUGUAUUAUGACCAAAACAAAAUCACAGAAAAUAUCAAUGAUCCAGCAGACCAGUUUAGAUGGGCAGACCAAGUGCUUUCUGAAGCAGCAAAGAACAUGGAAAAGGUAUACAUCGUUGGCCAUGUUCCCCCUGGAUUUUUUGAGAAGAAGCGACACAAGCCGUGGUUUCGCCCGCAGUUCAAUAAACACUAUUUGGAGCUAAUUCAGAAGCACCAUGAUAUCAUUAUUGGCCAGUUUUUUGGUCAUCACCACACUGACAGCUUUCGACUGUUCUACGAUAAAGCAGGAAUUCCAAUAAGUGCCAUGUUCCUGACUCCUGGAGUUACACCUUGGAAAACAACACUGCCUGGAGUGGAUGAUGGAGCAAAUAACCCUGGCAUUCGAGUGUUUGAGUACGAUGAAAAAACACUUUUGGUUAAGGACAUGAUAACCUACUACCUGAACCUGACACAUGCAAACAUUGCGCGAGCACGCUGGGAGAAGGAGUAUCGUUUGACUGAGGCUUUCGGAGUACCAGAUGCGUCUCCAGCAUCUAUGCAUCACGUUUUGGAACAGAUAGCAGGAGAUAACUGCUACCUGCAGAAGUACUAUGACUUCAACUCUGUGAACUACGACAGGACAGCAUGUGGUGCAGACUGCCGUGUUGACCAUGUGUGUGCUAUGAGAGAGGUGGACUUUGAUGCCUAUGAGCUCUGUGUGGUGAAGGAGGGAGCAUCCUCUGCUGCCCCAGCACUGCUAACUGUGGCUUUAGCAGCAACUCUAGGCAUGUGGGCGAGCUACUAAUUCUUUUGAAGUGCUGUCUGUGUUACACACACCCUUCUUCCAUUCUUUCAUUCCUGCAAAUCAUGGAAUUUCUCCUACUUUGGAGGUGAAAGCAAAAGCAUCCAAUCAUUAGUUUUCAUUAGUUAUACAUGUAAAAUCCUUUGACUGUUAUAUGAACAAGAGCUUUCUGUUUUGCUGCAUGAGAUUGAUUUAAAACCUUUUAAUUUUGAAAACAUAAACCAUAUUACUUAUACAUAUCUUCAGUACAAACACCUUUUAUCCCUAAUGUCACCAAUGCAUUAUUUAUGGUUUGAAUCUGGCAUUUGUUUGUUAUAUUGUGUCAACAUUUCAAGACAAAUGGACUAAAAACUCAAAACUGCCUUGGAAUAAAAUCACUUUUUACAUUGAA